CCUUGCGAGGCCCGGCCCCUCGCCCUUCGAGCCUGGGAGACAGGCAGAGAAAUGGCGGCUGGGACAAGCUGAGGGGAAGGAGGCAGGCAGAAGCAGCAUCACCCAGAGGCGCCAGGCCUCCCCUUCCCUCAGGCCUAGCCAUGAGGCUCCUGCGGGCACUGCUGCGGAGCGUCUCCCCAGCCACCAUCCCUCAGCAGGUGGACUUCUACUGCCGCUUCUCCCCGUCGCCGCUUUCCAUGAAGCAGUUCCUCGAUUUCGGAUCUGAUAAUGCUUGUGAGAAGACUUCGUUUAUGUUUCUGCGACAAGAGUUGCCUGUAAGAUUGGCAAACAUUAUGAAAGAAAUAAGUUUGCUUCCAGAUAACCUUCUGAAAACACCUUCAGUUCAACUUGUUCAAAGUUGGUAUGUUCAAAGUCUUCAGGAAAUCCUUGAUUUUAAAGACAAAAGUGCUGAAGAUUCAGAAGCUGUUUCUCGUUUUACAGAUACUGUGAUAACAAUACGGAACCGUCAUAAUGAUGUUAUUCCUACCAUGGCUCAGGGUGUGAUAGAAUAUAAGGACCACUAUGGUGUCGAUCCAGUGACCAGUCAGAAUGUGCAGUAUUUUUUGGACCGUUUCUUCAUGAGUCGCAUUUCGAUCAGAAUGCUUCUUAAUCAGCAUACUUUGUUGUUCGGGGGAAAAAUAAAAGAUAACCCAGCUCAUCCGAAACACAUUGGAAGUAUUGAUCCAAAGUGCAGUGUUGUUGAAGUUAUACAAGAUGGCUAUGAAAAUGCCAAGACACUCUGUGACUUGUACUAUAUGAGCUGUCCAGAACUUGUGCUUGAAGAGAAAAAUGUCAAGUCACCAGGGCAGCCCAUGCAGGUGGUGUAUGUACCAUCACAUCUCUACUACAUGGUGUUUGAACUUUUCAAGAAUGCAAUGAGGGCUACUAUGGAACAUCACGCUGAUCGUGGUACUUACCCUCCAAUCCAUGUGCAUGUCACAUUAGGCAAUGAGGAUUUGACUGUGAAGAUGUGUGACCGUGGUGGUGGUGUUCCUUUAAGAAAAAUGGAUCGCCUGUUUAACUACAUGUAUUCAACUGCUCCACGCCCUCGUGUUGAGACAUCUCGAGCAACACCUUUGGCUGGAUUUGGCUAUGGGUUACCUAUAUCACGACUGUAUGCCCAGUACUUCCAAGGAGAUCUGAAGCUCUAUUCUCUAGAGGGUUAUGGCACUGAUGCUGUUAUCUUCAUAAAGGCUUUAUCAACAGAAUCUGUUGAAAGACUACCUGUGUAUAACAAAUCAGCCUGGAGACAUUACACAGCAAAUCAUGAAGCCGAUGACUGGUGCAUCCCCAGCAGUGAACCAAAAGACAUGACUACAUUCCGCAGCGUAUAGCAGGAUGUGGCAGAUGUGCCAAGCUCAAGACAAACUUUAGUACAGCAGUUCAUGCAGUACUGUGUGAAUAGGGCUUAUUCCAUUACAUCUGUAACACUUCGUUUUGGGAAGCAGUGAUUGCCACAAAACAGGAGUUAGAAAACCAUGUUUUUGUUUUAGAAUAUAGUGCAGGUUGCAUUUUGAAAAGUGAAUAUUCUAAAUGUAUUCCAACCCUUCUAAAAUUGCUUCAAUAGAUGAAUCUGGUGCUCAACAUCUAGAUUAGAUACAAAAAAAAGUAGUGACAGAUUUUUCAAAUAUUAUACUAUUUAACUACCAAAAAUUCUAAUGAAACGUUAAUGAGUAUUUUGUAAACCACCUCUGAAAUUUAAUUGCACUAGCACAGCACUUUCUUCUGAAGAACUCAAAAAGUGCUUUACAAUAUGAGAGAUAUUAAUAAUUUCCAUCCAUUUAUGUCAUUUGGUAUUUCUUGGAAUCAGUUUCUUCUUUCUAGUAUUAGUCAACAGCUUUGUUUCAGCUUUAAAAUCUGCACAUUCCGGCUAAAAUUAGGAGUGCUUCAGUCCCAUUACUUUUAAUUGGAAGGUUAAGCAUGGCCAGAAUCCUGUUGGGCAGUCAUCUGUGCAGAUUUACAUACUCUUGAUUGUUCCAUAUUCAUGAUCCCUACAUAGUCCCUAGGGACCCUGAAAAUCCCCCGGAAUGGUUCAGCAGCCAUUGCAAUCAAUGAGGCUCUAUUUCCUUGUUUGAUUGGGAAGCAGCUGUUGUCUGUUGUAGCAGAUUGCUCAUAAGGAAAUGACAAUGCCAUCAGCUACUUCCCAAGUGAUGAGAGGAACAGAUCGCCAUUGGUUGUGGUGGUUACCACCUGAUCAGUGAGGAUUUUUUUUCCUGGGGGGGGGGGGAUGAUCAGGAUGGGAGUCACUAGAUUUAAAUCUCUUAUCGCUAAAAUCCACAUUGAUAUUUUAUGUAGAGCCAUUAAUUAGACAUUUUCAUCUGGAAUUCCUGAAUUGAAAACAGGGCCUAAUUCAGCCAAAAUUAAAAGUUGUUAAUUUUUGCUUGAUCAGGUCCUGUUUUCCACCUCAGGAAUUUCAGAUGAAAAUGUCUAUAACUUGUGGCUUUACAUAAAAUAUCAUGAAAUAUCAAAUAAAUUGGGUUUUUAAAAAUAAUAUUUGCUUCUAUAGAGCUUGCCCAGAAAUAAUCAGUUGAAACUUUCCCCUCAGCAGAAACACUUAACCACUGAUAUGACACCUCGAACAGUGGAAUCAGCAUGUAAAUUUAGUGGUAUUUCUACCUAACCGGUUACAAAUUACAACUUUUCUCUAUCUGUUGUAGAGGUUUUAAAAGUGCUUCUGUUUUUACUGAUCUUAUUACUGCUUUCAGAAAACUCAGGAAAAUUCUGAUUAAAACCCUGCCAAUCUCUAAAUUGAAUGCCACUAACUCUUGCAGUAGGUUUUGCAAAAUACAACAUGGUUGAAGACAGUUUGGCCACUAUGCUUUGACCUCUGCUUGUUAUAUAUUAGUUUCUUUGUAUGUAUAUUGACACCGUUUCUCUUAAAAUACUGGUUACAGCUUAUUUUUCCUUUAAAAUUGAAUGCUAUUUCAUCUCUCAAAAUUCUUUUCAGAAAUUACAUUGCUUCAGCCUGUUGCUUUCAUACUUAUUAAACACUGCUUAUGCGCUCACCGUCUCUUUCCAGAUAAGCUAAAGUACUAAUAUUAAAUCAACUCCUUUCAAUUGAGUUGGUUUCUCAAGUGGCUCCUGACACACACACAAAAAUUGAGUUCGGUAGAAUUCUGAUAUUUGACAGUGCAGUAUUGUUGUCAUAGUGACAGAGCACAGUCCUCCAUGUCUAAUCAGAAGUGGGGCUUCCAGACUGGUAAGGGAUUUCAGGCUACAUAUGGCAGUCCUAAAGUGUGUUCCAAGAGAAUAGCACCCAUGGAACGCAGUGAGACUAAUGCAUGGAGUAAGUAGGCACAAGGUUGUAGUCAAGUGAAACUAAUUACAGAACUGCAAAGAAAAUUAGUAAGUGGAAAUUAAGCAUAAAACAUAACAAUUGUAAUUGCUGACAAGACAGUCAGUGCAAGGGGUAUAUAAAAUUUACAAGCCCAGCUACAAAUCUAUAGAGCUAAUUAUGUUGCGGCACAUUGCUGUACAAUGAUUAUAUUCAUAAUCUCUCUCAUCUUGACACAUAUAAAAUCUCAGGUCCUGUGACUCUUUCUCAGGUACAGUACUUCUGUCCAGCAAUGUGAUAAUCAAGAUGGAGAAGAUCCCUACGAUUCUUCCUCUUUUCUCUCAUGCCCUCUGCUGCUCACAAUUGACUUCUAACUAGCUUUAAUUCAUCUCCUCAAUAGCAGUGAUUGACUUUAUCACUGGUUGCUGGCAUGUCCUUAAAGAAAUAAAGAAUGUAAUUUUACCUAGUUUGCACUGAGUAGAUAUACUGAAUCAGUAGGAACACAGAAGGCAACAUUUCCCUAAGACUAAUGGAUCUACUUUAGUAGGACACAAAGGUAUAUUCAGAAUAGUGUCUUAGGCCAUGUUCUCAAAAAUAUUUUAUUUAUGUAAAACAACUCAUUGAAGAGCAAUAGCAGUGCCAAAUUAAAUGUUUAGGUGUGUGGAAAUGGGCAGGGGAGACAGAAUUGCAGAACCGUUUCUUAUCCAUUUUAUUGUAUGAGACGCACCCACAUAAAUAAUUAGAAUGGAGUGUGGGUUUAGUAAUAGAGGCUGGAAGCCUCUUGGUGCACAGCAUUGAUGUUUGUAUUGUUUCCUCAUGUAGCAGCGGUAAGGGAAGGCCUGCUUAAAGCUCCCUAUUUCUCCAACUCCUUUGCUUAUUUCACUACUAUUGUUCUUGCAUUCUUUUUCCUUCUGCCACUACUCUCUAUACUGCUGUAGUUGUUUAUGUGUGGUGCACUGACAAAAUUCUACGUCCAAUGUGUUAUACAGAAGAAGGUUCCCUCUAUUCCAGGCUCAGAUUUUUGACAUGCUCGACAAUGUAAUCAUUUUGGGGUGAAGGGAAGGAGGGGGUGGAUUUGCCAUCCAGAAUGAAAGUACAGUUCCAGCAUUUAUAAUUAGGAUUCUAGCCCUCCUCUACUGAGUGCAGCCUUAUCUUAAGUUUGAAAAUAAUAUGGACAAUCUCAAAAUGAACCCAGCAACAUUUGCAUUGGUAUUUAGAUAUACAUUGUCCUAGCUAGAUCAAGAUAUCAACAAUAAUUACCGGAAGUUAUACUGUAAGUCAUAGAUUUAAUAAUUCCAGGCAUUUAUUUGCUGUUAUUUUGAAGUUUUAUCCAAAUAAUACAGUAUUUCAGAAAAUACAAUUUACAAUGCACCUUUACACGCAUUCACUUGCUGCUAGUACUAAGACUAGAUUUCAAAAUUUGCUUAUGGCUGGAAGAGUACAAUGGAAACUUACAGAAGACAUUUUGUAGAUUUUUAAUCUUCUACUGUGAAAAUAAUUUUGGUUUGCAAAAUGGAUUAUAGUGAUUUUUGUAAAAAAAUAAAAAUAAAGUAAGCAUUUUUAAAUAAAAA
Messenger RNA from Anolis sagrei ordinatus, 4884 nucleotides. RefSeq names its product pyruvate dehydrogenase kinase 1 (gene PDK1). NCBI's taxonomy places the organism in Eukaryota, Metazoa, Chordata, Lepidosauria, Squamata, Anolidae. Gene Ontology annotation, molecular function: pyruvate dehydrogenase (acetyl-transferring) kinase activity. Gene Ontology annotation, cellular component: mitochondrion. Gene Ontology annotation, biological process: regulation of glucose metabolic process; protein phosphorylation. The record is from RefSeq and is a predicted model, not a curated record.